Molecule: messenger RNA, 1206 nt
Organism: Hyalella azteca
Lineage: Eukaryota; Metazoa; Arthropoda; Malacostraca; Amphipoda; Hyalellidae
Product: monocarboxylate transporter 9-like
Exons: 4
Coding region: 1-1206 (401 amino acids)
Biological process (GO): transmembrane transport
Molecular function (GO): monocarboxylic acid transmembrane transporter activity
Source: RefSeq, a predicted model, not a curated record
AUGUCUUCGUUCUCCGCAUCAUCAUCGCUGAGCAGCGGCAUUUUCACGCUGCACCUUUUCUUCUACGACCUGGGCUCGCUAAUUUGCCCUGACAUCGCCUCCAAGCUCGGCCACAGAAGCACGACCUUCGUCGCUCUCGUCACGGCCUUCUUCUCCUUCGUGCUGCUGGCGCUCUGUGACGGCCUGGGAGUCAUCUUCACUGCGUACGGCGUAGUACUUGCGCUGAGCGGAGGCUUUCUUUACAACGUUACCCUGCUAAUGGGGCCGAUGUACUUUGAGAAGUACAGAAGACCUGCACUUUCGUGCAUCACAGUUGGCAUGGGUGCCUCGGGCGUGAUCUCCCCGCACCUCGUGCGAUACCUCAUAGACUUUUACGGCUACUCGGGGGGCUUGCUGCUCUACGGCGCCUGCUUCCUGCAGGCCUGCGUGCUCGUCGCCCUAGUAAGGCCAGCACGAAUGCGUCCCGAAAAAGUUCCUGAUGAUUUCAUUUACAAACACCAGAGUUUGGAAGAAAUCACUCCGAAGACUGAGAAUUGCCCUUCAUUGAGAUGGAACUGUUCUUUCAAUUUAUAUUCAAAACUCAAAGUUUGGCUGAGCGAUAAAUUAAAAGCCAUGAAAAACGAAAAGGUUUUUAUGAUGGUAUUAGCUCGAAGCCUCUUCCAAACAAGUUGCACCAAUUUUUAUUCCUUUUUGCCUUUUAUUCUACAAAGUAAUGGGUUCACGCCCCAGUUUUCAGCUCAAUGCCUAGCGAACAGUGCCAUAAUGGGCACAUUAGUUCGCAUUGUGGUCACCCUGACAGUAAACCAUCAACGCUUCAGAAGAAAAACUGCGCUAUGCGUUGCCUCAAUAAUCGCUGGGGUCUUAGACAUAGGGUUCAUUUUCUCUCACGGGGACGAGCACGUGUUGACAGCCCUCAGCGUCGUGCACGGUUUUGGGGUCGGCAUAUUCUCUAGCAUUUUCUAUGCCAUCCUUAUUGACAUCGUCGGCCUGGAACUUUAUCCUCAAUGCCUUGCUGUCUUAGCGAUUGUGCUGGCAGUGACAGGCACUUCAAUGUCUCCAAUUUUAGACUUUAUAGCUCCAGCCAGCAAAGAAUUGCUAGAGAGGCUGGGCGGUGACUGGCUAUAUGCUAUCGGUGCAGAGGUGACUGAAGAGAACCGCAAGCGUGAUAUCACUGAAGGUGGCAUACGCAACCAAUGUAACAGCUGA